AUGACGGAAUUAUCUAGAUUACAAGGCACACAUAAACUGCAAAUGCUCGCGAAUGACGGCAUCGCUGACACCGUCGUGUCGACGUAUCGUAAAGAACCACGAAAAGCGUUCACGUAA
Messenger RNA from Parastagonospora nodorum SN15, 117 nucleotides. RefSeq lists its product as hypothetical. Bases 1 to 117 code for a protein of 38 amino acids. The transcript has 2 exons. NCBI's taxonomy places the organism in Eukaryota, Fungi, Ascomycota, Dothideomycetes, Pleosporales, Phaeosphaeriaceae. The record is from RefSeq and is a predicted model, not a curated record.